UCAAGUGUGUUGGAGAGACGCCCUCCGCCCUCUCCUCAAGUAUUUUUCCUCGCUGAGUCGCCCCUCAUGCCGCUACCACCAUGAUUCUCUUGGAGAUUAAUAACAGAAUCCUUGAGGAAACGCUGACGGUGAAGAUUAAGAAUUCCUUAAAUGGCAACAAACCAGAGUCCAUUGACGUAACUAUAGCAGACUUCGAUAGUGUGUUAUAUCAUCUAUCAAACAUCAAUGGUGAUAGGACAAAAAUACGGAUAAGCAUCUCUUUAAAGUUCUACAAGGAGCUCCAGGAACAUGGGGCGGACGAACUCGUACAGCAGGAGUACGGCACCCUGCUCAUGUCGGAGCCUGAGUCAGGCUUCAACGUCUCCUUGCUCUUGGACCUGGAGAAGUUGCCCGAAGACUGGCAAGUGCUGGUCAAGAAGAUUGGUCUCCUCAAGAGGAACUGCUUUGCGUCAGUCUUCCAGAAGUAUUUUGAGUUCCAGGAGCAGGGUGUUGAAGAUGGCCAGAGGAGGGCUGUUAUACAUUACAGAGAUGAGGAAACUAUGUAUGUAGAAGCCAAGUCAGACAGAGUGACGGUGGUAUUCAGUACAAUCUUUAAGGAUCCUGAUGAUGUAAUUAUUGGCAAAGUGUUUAUGCAAGAAUUCAAGGAAGGCAAGAGAGGGAGUCAAACAGCACCACAUGUAUUAUUCUCUCACAAGGAGCCCCCACUAGAACUUCAGGACUCUGGGGCCAGAGUAGGAGAAAAUAUUGGAUAUAUCACAUUUGUAUUAUUCCCACGGCACACCUGUAAGGCUGCAAGAGACAACACCAUAAACCUGAUUCACAUAUUCCGGGACUACCUUCACUACCACAUCAAGUGUAGCAAGGCAUAUAUUCACACUCGUAUGCGCGCCAAGACCAGCGACUUCCUUAAAGUUCUCAACAGAGCGCGCCCUGAACCGAGCAAAGCAUCAGGGGACAAGAAAACUGCAACGGGCCGGGCAUUCAUGCGUGCCAACUGAUAGUGGAUAUUGUGUGGUAUACUGUUAAGCCUCAACUUGAUUGAUAUCUCCACCUUUGCUGUGAUUGGCUGCUGGGAGAGUCAAAGGGCAUGGUGUGUAGCAGUGGUUUAGCUCCAUUAGUGCUAGAACUCUCUCUCUUGCUCAUAGGUUGGUUCGACCCCACUGAUUUCAUCAAGCAGAACUCAUUGUUGUUGAACGAGUGACCUCUGUACGAAGGUGCUGGACUCGAGUACGGCCAAUACUUGUACUUGUGUUUUUCUCCUUUUUUUUCUCUCUCUCUCUCCUGUUUUAUGGUUUUAUUGCACAAAAAAUAUGAAAAUUAGAGAUGCAUUAGCUGCUAUUCAAUGGCCAUGCAUACUACCAUGUUUCUAAACGGAAGAAAGCUUUGGCUACUUUGUGUCUUGCUAACUAAAGAACUGAUUGUUAGAAAUGAGAUGUAAGAAGAAAACUUGAUUAUCCAGCAGGAUUCAUGUCAGUGUUGUUAGAUACAAUUUUAUGCUGGAGAUUAGUUAAGAAUAAAAUUUGACUUGCCAGGUUUUUCAAUUAAUAAGCUGUGAAGAAAAAUGAAAAAUAAAAGUUUUAGCCUCAGCUUUUUUAUCGUUUAUGGACAUAGCAAUCUAUAUAACCUGGGCAAACCGCUGCUGUCGUCGUCCGUCUCUUCCCUGUGGCCAUAAUCUUCUUUCUUCCAAUAUUAGGAGCCAAUAUGGGGACUAUUGCCAGGAUGGGGGUCGUAGUUUUAGAAUUUGAGGACGUGCGAAAGAUGUCAGGGCACGACUGCCAACCACCAAAGCUGUAAUAGGUUUAGUUAAUGCUUGUUGAUGCUCAUGCAACUAAACCCAUGACCCCUGGUUCAUCAAAAGCUAGGAGUUACCUCAUGGUUUUGUUUUUGUUUUUAUUUUUUUUUUUUGUUUUCUACAUGUACAGUCCAGGCUGAUGAUGAGCCAGGAUUAAUAUCAAAUUAACAAAGAAGAAAAGUGUUCUUUGACUGGUGUUGUCAGCCUUUUAUGCCUGUCAGUCAGGAACAGAAGAAACUUUCCAGUAUUUAUUCUCAAUGCCUUGGCUAGAGUAACCAUUUUCUUCUUUGAUUACAAUUGGAAGAAAAAUAAUUUUAUAUAGUAAGGUGAUAUCUCCACUUUGAUUUCUCGGUGUUUACAAAUAUUUAAAAUUAGAAAAAAAAAACACUAUUAUCUCCAAUCCUGGGUCAAGGGUAAAUAAUGGCAGAUCCUGAGCAUUUCACACAAUCAAUUGUUGGUAGGUGUGUGGGGUGACCUUAAAGUAAUUUCAUACUUUUGAAGUUAUUUGUUGAGACACUGAUAAAUCCUACUGUAUUAAUACUGUUGAUGAUGCUUAUAUGCCAUACAACAUUUCCAGAGUGUUGUGUGCUGCCCUUUUCAUGGUUACUACUUUUAUCUUUGUCUUCCUUUUAUUUGGUUUGUGUUUUUUUUCCUUUCCUUAUUUUGCCAGUGUCACUGCUCACUUUCUUACGUUUUUUCUACCGUUGUUGUCUUUUUUUUUUCUUCUGUUUCGUCAUUGGUAAUGCAAAUACUGGUCUCUCUUCCUGCAUUCCCACGCAUUAUACUAGAUUUAGUUGAAUGUCCCUGAUCCUACCAACCUUGCCCUAGUUCUCUUCCUCUUUCCUAUCUAUUCUGUUAAACAAAAGGAAAUGAUGAAAUGAAUAGGAAAAAAAAUAUAUGAUCAGCAAUGACAGUGAUUGUUGAGAUCCCCCUACCUUGCUUAUUUAUGUCUUUGAGGGAACUGUUAAAUAGAAUGGUGAACAUUUGUAAAUAUUUUAGUAAGAUGAAAGAAAUUAUUAUGGUUUUGCCCUAGAUUCAUCUGACCUUUCUUGUUUAUUUUAUUUUUUUCUUAAUAUGGAUAAGGGUGCCUUCCCUCAUUAAGAGUUCAUUUACCCUCUUCAUCCAUUGUGGGAAGAUGAUGUGAUAAGUGGCAACUGAAGCAAAUUAGUUGUUCUAAAGGGUGACAGUGCUUUUUUUCAAGCACAGGAGAUACAGGUACUCAAAGUGCCUCAGUUAGUAUGAACUACUGUUGCGUUUGGCAUAACUUUCUCAUUGAGGAUGUUUGUUGUAAAGGUGAAUUUCCCUAUUUGUUAAUGAGUAAUUUAUCCCUUCUUGAGAGAAGAGUGUGCGUGUGCAAAUGAUUUCCCCCAUAUAACAUUCCUAACAUUUUGUGCCAUUGUUGUCUUCAUCAUCAUUUUAGCCUGACAAUAGUCUCAUUUUCUUGUCUUUUUUACACUUUUUGGAAUAGUUUAGUCGUAAAAUAUCAAAUAUCAGUGAAGGGAUAACUCGUUUAAUUAGUAAGGCCUUUAAGUAAGUGCAUCAGCCUCGGUGGGAAAAUUAAACAGCAGACGGCAAAUGGUCUUAGUUAUACUGACCGGAAAGGGAUUUUCCGCUGUAAUGAGGGAAGGCAUCCCUGUUACCCUAAUAUUCCGAGUGACUUGUGUUGUUGUUAGUUGAUUUUGGGUAUGAUUGUGUACCAUGCAGGUUGGAUGCGCUUGGUGAUCUCUUUCCACAGAAAUAGUGAGUGUGCGUGUGAGGCAUUUGGGCGUGAUUGGAUUUCCGAGUCUAAAGAAAGUGGGUGUUUUCCUCCUGCCCCUUCCCUUCUCCACCUGUUCUGUCUUUGCUAUUAAAUCUUUCACUCGUCCUCUCAAUCCGUUUCAAAACACCCGUUCUUUGGGAUACCAGUGACCACAAUCCAAGUUUUGCUUUGCUGUGUAAUUGUGCAUACAUUUUUUAUGCUUCUCUGGGGGGGUGGGUUUACACCUGCUUGUCACUUCUGCCUCCUUUUUUGCACCUGAGAGGAUGUUAUUAAUGUUGUUUUGCUGCUACAAGGGUCUUUCCAGGAUCACCACACCAUAACCCCAUAAUUACGCCACUCGUGUCACCUUGACAGUUGGUGUCCUUGGCAGGUUUAUCUUGCUUCAUGGGUUUCAUGAACUGAAAGAGUUUGUUGAUACAGAUUGCAUUGGUAUUGUUUAUAUGUAUAUUUUUUUUUAUUUAUAUUUUUUCUCUCUUUUCCCUGCCUAUAGUAUAUAUAUAUAUUUUGAUUUUGUUUUUGUUUUUUAUUUUACCUGAGGAAAAAAGGGGAUAAUAGUAUUAAAAUAAACCCUGUGAUGAAUGUUUGUCAUAAUAGUUUUUUUGUUAUUGUUGUAGUUAAACUUAGUCCAGUGCAAUGACAGAGCCUUGGUUUUCCUUUCCUUGUGUAAAGUUUUUAUUUAGUUUUUCUCAUUUUUUUCCUUAUGUUUUCACUUACCCCCUUUGAGAAAGAAUAGACCAGCGCCUCUGUAAUGCAAUUGCCUGACAGAUAAAAAAGGAAUCAAGGAGAAUUUCAUUAUUCAGUGUUGAUUUGUGAUUAUUUCUUUUCAUUUAAUUUCUCUUCUUUAAUAGAUAUUCAUGUUAGAAAUGUUUUUGAGCCUAGACUCUGAAGUAUUCUGUAUAGGUGUAUAUUUUAUUUAAUUUGUCCCUUUUAUUUACCCUUAUUCUUUCAUUAUAAAGAGGGCCAUUCCAUUAUUUGCAGACCUUUACAGAAUUCCUUAGAGCUUUAGGGUCAUUGUGGGAGAGUUAAUUAUUGUAACUAGACCCGUUCUAGCUGGUCUUACAAACUUAGCAUGGUUAUUUGAUUGAAAUGUUUUUCUUUCUUUUCUUUUUCAUUUUGUAGUAUUUAUCCUGAGAUAUUGUAGCUCUCUUUCACAACCUGCUAAAUGCGAUUGAACAAUAUUUUGAACCUGAUUUGCAUUUCACUGCCAAAUAACUAAAUCUUAGUGAUUAUUACACAGGAUUUCGUCAUGUGCAAUUCCACUUUGGCAGCAUUGAUUAUCAGACCAAGUCUCGCAAGUUCCUUAAUUUAUCAUAUACUUUUUUUUUUCUCUUUUUUUUUUUUUUUUGAAAGUGCAUCUUUUAAUUUACUAAUCUUGCACAUUUAUAUUACAACUGAUGUAAAACUUUUAACUCUUUAACAAAGCUCAACUCUGUCUCCAUUAUGUCCAAUAUUUGCUGCUUAAAGUGGGAAAAAUGAGAUGGUUGAGUGUAAAGCUCUCGGUGAAAAACGCCUGAAAUUAAUGUAUAAGGAACAUCUUUGAACAGUUAGCAGAAGUUUGGUACUUGUGUUUUGUGUUCUUCACUAUAUAUUUAUUGAUUUUGUUGUUUUCUCAUGUUGUUAUUCUUAUGAAAUACAUAGCUUCAUUGUAAGCCACUUAGUUUUUCUCAUUUAAAGACUACCAAAGUUAGAACUAUUACUUUUAGUUCCCUCUUGUGUUAAUGCAAAAGAAAAAAAAAAAGUGUCAUAUUGUGAUGAACAUUUUCAGAUUUUAUUCUAUUAAAAGUAUUGACUGUACAGUGAAAAUUUAGUUGACUAAUUCAAAUUUACACUUAAAAUAGUAAGAGCAAGCUUUUCACUCUAACAUUUUAACCAAUGCUUGUGUAUUGAAACCCUUUUUCAUCGAAGACAUCAUCAGCUGUUGUUAUAUCCAAACUAUAAUAUCAAAGAGGGUUCAACACUAGCAGCAAAGCACAGGAUCCACAGUUACGAGGCUUGACCGGAUGUCUUACUUCCUACACGCCACAAUGGGACGACCUCUUUAUGAGUCGGACCUCCAAGUAUCGUCACUGAGGCUCUUGUCACGUACACUUAAUAGCUGUUAUAGAGUAUUAAAUGAAACAACCACUUCGCUCUAAGCGUUCCUUCAACUCUCAGAAUGUGCAAAGAAUGAUCUAGACCUAAUGAUUUGUAAUAAACAUUUUAUCAACCAAGAGUAUGCAAUAAAUUAUAUAUGAAAUAAUA
This is a messenger RNA of Penaeus chinensis, 5792 nucleotides long. RefSeq names its product probable actin-related protein 2/3 complex subunit 2 (gene Arpc2). Lineage: Eukaryota; Metazoa; Arthropoda; Malacostraca; Decapoda; Penaeidae. The transcript has 7 exons. Gene Ontology annotation, molecular function: structural constituent of cytoskeleton; actin filament binding. Bases 81 to 998 code for a protein of 305 amino acids. Gene Ontology annotation, cellular component: Arp2/3 protein complex; actin cytoskeleton. Gene Ontology annotation, biological process: actin filament polymerization; Arp2/3 complex-mediated actin nucleation. The record is from RefSeq and is a predicted model, not a curated record.